Molecule: messenger RNA, 1098 nt
Organism: Spodoptera littoralis (African cotton leafworm)
Lineage: Eukaryota; Metazoa; Arthropoda; Insecta; Lepidoptera; Noctuidae
Source: the annotation of a GenBank genome assembly
AUGGCCGACAAUGUUGCUGCAGUCCUACAUGGGGCCUAUGAUAUUAGAAUUGAAAAUAUUCCAACGCCCGAAAUCAACGAUGACGAGGUGCUGGUUAACAUGGACUGCGUGGGUAUCUGUGGGUCUGACGUGAAGCUCUAUACCACGGGGGCCUGUGGCAUGGAGAUAAUUUCUGAACCAGUUGUCAUUGGUCAUGAAGGUGCUGGUGUUGUGCUCAAAAUAGGCUCGAAGGUGUCAUCUUUAGCAGUAGGCGACCGCGUGGCCAUAGAGCCGACACAGCCGUGUCGCGCGUGCGAGUACUGCAAGGUGGGGCGCUACAACCUGUGCGUGGCGCCGCGCUACUGCUCCACUACCGGCGCGCCAGGCAACCUCUGCCGGUACUACAAGCAUGUCGCCGACUUCUGCCACAAAAUGCCAGACAACCUGAGCAUGGAGGAAGGCGCAGCAGUUCAACCACUGGCCAUAGCGAUGCACGCGUGCAACCGCGCGGGGAUACGACUGGGACAGCGCGUGCUCAUACUCGGCGGCGGACCUAUUGGGAUACUGUGCGCUAUGACUGCGCGGGCCAUGGGCGCUAGCACCAUACUCAUCACUGACGUGGUUCAGUCUCGCCUAGACAAGGCACGCGAGUUGGGUGCAGACUAUACAUUACUGGUGAAGCGUGACUACAGUGACGAGGAGGUGGUGGACGGAGUAGUGUCACAGCUGGGCUGCCAGCCUGACGUCACCAUCGACGCGUGUGGAUACGCCUCCGCGCAGAGAGUCGCUAUGAUGGUGACUAAGACAGGGGGUGUCAUCCUAGUAGUAGGCAUAGCAGACAACAAGGUGGAGGUUCCACUGUCGCAAGCGUUACUGCGAGAGGUCGACGUUAGAGGCUCAUUCAGGAUUGUUAACACAUAUCCGCCAGCGCUCGCAGCAGUGUCGUCAGGUGCCAUCGACCUGAAGAAGUUCAUCACCCACCACUACCCGCUGCAGAGCUCCAAGGAAGCGCUCGAACUCGCCAAAUCAGGGGACGCCAUGAAAAUUAUUAUACAUGUACAACAGUUAUCGUAUUUUAUUUCAUACCACAACGCUGUUAAAAAUAGUUACAACAAUUAG